AGAAAGUAAACAAAGCGUUGAAACAAAACACGUGAUGGCAGAAGACCCGGUUGCGGCUGGCCCCUCACGUGACUAUCACGCAAACACGGGGCUCCAACUUUUGGAAAAUAACCCAUAUAAACAAUCAGAGAGUUUCAAUGCUUCCCGAACUUGA
This is a messenger RNA of Dentiscutata heterogama, 154 nucleotides long. Lineage: Eukaryota; Fungi; Glomeromycota; Glomeromycetes; Diversisporales; Gigasporaceae. The record is from the annotation of a GenBank genome assembly.